GGGGUAGCUCCCAGCAGCUGUUGCAUGUGUGCGAUCGUGUGAGGGGAGGGGGGUAGCUCCCAGCAGCUGUUGCAUGUGUGCGAUCGUGUGAGGGGAGGGGGGUAGCUCCCAGCAGCUGUUGCAUGUGUGCGAUCGUGUGAGGGGAGGGGGGUAGCUCCCAGCAGCUGUUGCAUGUGUGUGCUUUAACAUAUCUAACGGAAGCCCACCCCCUUACCUGUGUGCACCGGAGCUGUGGCUGGGCAAGGCGGUGCAGCCUGGGCGCUAGCUCCAGGGGAGACAGACCUUCCUUGUCACAGCCUGCCCAGCUGGGAGCAGCAGCAUCGCCUCGCCCCAGAGCCCGGCCGAAGUAAUCACUGGCGGUUUAAAUGCCACCGCAGCCCCUGCUGCCUGGUGCUCCCCGUGAUGCAGCUGCAGCGGCGGCCAAUCCCCCGCCUGUCUCUGCCCGCCCCGGCUUCAGCCUCCGUCUCCCCCCGGCCGGGGGCUCGUGAGCCCGGCCGCGGGGCCUCGGGGCAAUGAAGCAGCUGGGGCAGAGGGGAACCCACCGUGCCAAGGGGUGAGGCCGGGGGAGGGGGCCCCCCCGCGCGCACACACCCCCCCCCACCCACGGGCGCGCGCGCGGCGGGAGCGCCAGCGCUUGCACUAGCGAUCCUCGGAGCCAGGAGGGGUCUGAGAGUCUCCCCGCUGGAGCGGCAGAUUCCGGUGACAGAUGGAUCGCUCGCUCGCUCUCUAGCUCUCUAUAUUUUUGUUUUCAAGAUGUUUGAUCUGAAGUUCUGAAGCAUCUCGGCGGGGACCCAGGAGAGGGGGAGGAGGAGCAACCCAGGGAGCUCAGCAACGGAAGAGGCAGCUCCUCCGAGAUACCUCGGGGUCGUGGGGGAAGGCGGGGAAGGUGUGGGGAGGUGUUGUUCCUGAGCCUCCAAGAAGAUUUGUUUUUGUUUUGUUUUAAAGAGAAGCACAGAUUUCCACUCGCCCCCCUUUUUCACCAAUUGGGAGCGGCAGGAAGGAGUGGAUUUUGCCCCCUGCUGCUCUCCAUCCCGGGGUUGGCACGGAGGGGAACGAAAAAUGUUGGUGACGGCACCGGAUAGAACUGAGGUGCCUGUGCCCUCCUAUCGCUAACCACCAAGGGAGCGUCGCCUCUCAUCCCCUCCCUUUGCUCUUCGGAGGCUUGUUUUCCUUUUUGCCAGGAGGGGGAGGGGGGGUGCCGCAUCCGAACAUGCUGCUUCUGGGCUUGUGGGCAGCUGCCCUGCUCUGCGUGUUCUCCCCUGGCAUGGUGCGUGGCGACUGCUGGCUGAUCGAGGGGGACAAGGGUUACGUGUGGCUGGCCAUCUGCAGCCAGAAUCAGCCUCCCUACGAGACCAUCCCCCAGCAUAUCAACAGCACAGUGCAUGACCUGCGCCUGAAUGAGAACAAGCUCAAGGUGGUGCUAUACUCCUCCCUCAACCGCUUCAGCAACCUCACCGACCUGAACCUGACCAAGAAUGAGAUCUCCUACAUUGAGGACGGGGCCUUCAUGGGCCAGGCCAACCUGCAGGUCCUGCAGCUGGGCUACAACAAGCUCACCAACCUGACGGAGGGCAUGCUACGCGGCAUGGCCCGGCUGCAGUUCCUCUUCGUGCAGCACAACCUGAUCGAGGUGGUCACACCCACCGCCUUCUCUGAGUGCCCCAGCCUGAUCAGCAUCGACCUGUCCUCCAACCGGCUGAGCAGGCUGGAGGGGAACACCUUCACCAGCCUGAGCAACCUGAUGGUGUGUGAGCUAGCUGGCAACCCCUUCAACUGUGACUGUAGCCUCUACAGCUUCCUCACCUGGCUGGUGGUCUUCAAUAACGUCACCAAGAACUAUGACCGGCUGCAGUGUGAGACCCCCCGAGAGUUCGCCGGCUACCCCCUCCUGAUGCCUCGACCCCACCACAACCGCAACGCCAUCACCAUCUUCCAGUCCAUGUGCCGGGGAGGCACCAUCCCAUCCCUCUCAAGGAUCAACCCCACCCCCUACACGCCCGACUCCCAGAGAGACAUGGAUGAGAACUCGGGGUUCAAUCCUGGGGACUUCCUCUCCGUCGAGCCCCCGGCCUCCUCCACCACCGACUCCUCAUUCAACCCCAGCAUCAAGCUGCACCACGUAACCAUCACCUCAGCCACCUUGGUGGUGACGAUCCCCUCACCCUUCAGCAAGAUGUACGUGCUGGUCCAGUACAACAACAGCUACGUUUCUGAUGUCACGACCCUGAAGAACAAGAAGGAGUUUGUCACCCUUAGCAAGCUGAAGGCCCACACGGACUACACCUUCUGUGUGGCCUCCAUCCGCAACUCCAAGCGCUACAACCACACCUGCCUGUCCUUCGCCACCAGGAGCAAGGGGAGGGAGGACCCAGUGCCCAAUACCUCCACCACCACUCAUUACAUUAUGACCAUCCUGGGCUGCCUCUUCGGGAUGGUCAUCGUCCUAGGGGUGGUGUACUACUGCCUGAGGAAGCGAAGGAUGCAGGAAGAGAAGCAGAAGUCUCUCAAUGUCAAGAAGACCAUCCUGGAGAUGCGCUACGGCUCAGAUAUAGACACCAGCUCCAUUGUCCACACUUCGCAAAAGCUGGGUGAGCCGCCCGUCAUUCCUGUCUCGCGGAUAUCCUCCAUCCCUUCCAUGAUCGGGGAGAAGCUGCCCCCGUCCAAGUCAAUGGAGGCUGGGAUGGAGACCCCCAAAGUUACCACCAAGGGCAACUACAUUGAGGUGCGGACGGGCGGUGGGGAUGCACUGGAGAGAGCCCAACGGGACGAUGAUCUGCGUGAGCUCGACAAUGGCCAAGGCUCGGCAGCUGAGAUCUCCACCAUCGCCAAGGAGGUGGACAAAGUCAACCAGAUCAUCAACAAUUGCAUCGACGCCCUCAAGUUGGACACGGCCUCCUUCCUGGGAGGAGGGAGCGGUGUCGACUCGGACAUGGCAUUUGAGUGCCAGUCCAUCCCUGCCGGCUCCUCGGGUGGGCUGGAGCGGCCCGGCUUCCUGUCGCCACCCUACAAGGAGAGCUCCCACCACCCCCUGCAGCGCCAGCUAAGCGCGGAUGCGGCUGUGGCCAGGAAGACCUGCAGCGUCUCAUCCAGCGGCUCCAUCAAGAGUGCCAAGGUCUUCAGCCUUGAUGUGCCUGACCACCCACCAAUGAGCAAGUCAGAUUCCAAGUACAUCGAGAAAGGCAGCCCACUCAACAGCCCCCUGGAUCGUCUUCCCCUGGUGUCCCCGGGUGCCAUCCACCACCUGGAGGUCAAACCUUCCUACCAUUGCAGCGAGCACCGACAUUCCUUCCCGGCCCUGUACUAUGAGGAGAGCGCCGACACCCUGAGCCAGCGGGUGUCAUUCCUUAAGCCUCUCUCCCGCUCCAAGCGGGACUCCACGUACUCCCAGCUCUCCCCCAGACACUACUUCUCGGGCUACUCCUCCAGCCCCGAGUACUCGUCCGAGAGCACCCACAAGAUCUGGGAGCGCUUCCGGCCUUACAAGAAGCACCAUCGGGAGGAGGUUUACAUGGCGGCCGGCCACGCCCUACGGAAGAAAGUCCAGUUCGCCAAGGAUGAGGAUCUGCACGACAUCCUGGAUUACUGGAAAGGAGUCUCCGCUCAGCAGAAGUUGUGACUCUCUGUUUAAAAGGAAAGGAAAAAAACCCAACAACCACCAACAAAAGAACCACUUGACUGUGAACAAAAACUGAACAGGCCUCUCCCCACAUGACAAAAACGAACCGUUUCUUACAAAGUUUACAAAAAAAAAAAAGCAAACAAAAAACAAA
Dermochelys coriacea (leatherback sea turtle) is the source of this 3770-nucleotide messenger RNA. RefSeq names its product extracellular leucine rich repeat and fibronectin type III domain containing 2 (gene ELFN2). Gene Ontology annotation, molecular function: protein binding. NCBI's taxonomy places the organism in Eukaryota, Metazoa, Chordata, Testudines, Dermochelyidae. The record is from RefSeq and is a predicted model, not a curated record. Bases 1211 to 3616 code for a protein of 801 amino acids. The transcript has 2 exons. Gene Ontology annotation, cellular component: plasma membrane.